GCCACUGCAGCAGUGACUAGGAACCUGUACCUCAGAUAAUUCAGGCAUAGAUAAACAUUUGAAAAAGGAUGCUCCUCCAUCUGUAAUUACAGGAAUAUCCACAAUGAUCCCUUCAGCUGCAGCAACCCCUCCCAGUGACGUGCUUUUCCCCAGCCUGUCUUGUCAGGAAUUCUGGAGGUCACAGAUCUCAGGCUAUUCUGGAUCUGUCACUCGCCACAUCAGUCAUCGUGCCAACAACUUUAAAAGACACUCAAAGAGGAGAAAACACAUCCACCCCUCCCCUCCACCACCACCAAAUACACCAUGCCCUAUUGAUCUGAUUGACUUUGGGGAUCUCCACCCUCAGAGAUCUUUCCUAGAACUGUUGUUUAAUGGGUGCAUUCUUUUUGGGAUCGAGUUCAGCUAUGCCAUGGAAACAGCCUAUGUGACUCCUGUGUUGCUUCAGAUGGGGCUGCCGGAUCAGUUGUAUGGAAUGGUGUGGUUUAUCAGCCCAAUACUAGGUUUCCUACUGCAGCCUUUGCUGGGGGCCUGGAGUGACAGAUGCACAUCAAGAUUUGGCAGGAGGCGGCCUUUCAUUCUGGUCCUGGCAAUAGGAGCAUUAUUGGGGCUCUCACUUAUGCUGAAUGGAAGGGAUAUUGGCAGCGCCUUGGCUGACACUGUGAAUAACCAUAAAUGGGGGAUCAUUCUCACAAUCUGUGGGGUUGUCCUAAUGGACUUCAGUGCAGAUUCGGCAGACAAUCCCAGUCAUGCCUACAUGAUGGAUGUGUGUAGCCCAGUGGAUCAAGACAGGGGGCUUAACAUCCAUGCUUUGUUAGCAGGUCUUGGAGGUGGCUUUGGUUAUGUUGUUGGAGGAAUAAAUUGGGAUAAAACCAGUUUUGGAAGAGCUGUGGGAGGGCAGCUCCGUGUCAUCUAUGUCUUCACAGCAAUAAUAUUGACUAUCACUACUGUCUUGACUCUAAUUAGCAUUCCAGAAAGACCACUGCAGUCUUUUAGCAAGAAGAAAAAAGUGAUGAAGAGUCCAAGUCUUCCUCUUCCUCCUUCUCCACCUCUUUUGUUUGAGGAAGGUGUAAAUGAAAAUCUCAGUUUUACAAGUCCAAUUUCCCCUCUCAGCCCACUCACACCUAAGUAUGGCAGUUUUAACAGCAGAGACAACUCCUUGACAGGAAUUAAUGAAUUUGCAUCAUCAUUUGGAACCUCAAAUAUUGACAAUGUACUCAUAGACUGCUUCACAGGAGGGUAUGAUGGCUAUUUAGCAAUCCCAGCUAGCUUGCCCAGACAGGCAAUCAGUGUCAGUUUUCCCAGGGUGCCAGAGGGUUUUUACUGUCAAGAAAAUGGAAUGCUGGACCAAGGGGAGAAUUCUGUAAAUCCAGGGCCAAAUGGAGAUGCACUAAGGGUGGGUUCGCUGGAUGCAAUAAAGCCACGAUCAAUAGGGAUUCUGAAAAGGCCUCAGACCUUGGCCAUUCCAGAUGUUGUCACAGGAUAUUGUCCAGAAAGUAGCAGGAGAAGAAAUGUAACCUUCAGCCAACAGGUUGCUAAUAUUUUGCUGAAUGGUGUGAAGUAUGAGAGUGAGUUGAAUGGACCAGGUGAGAUGUCUGAGCAAUCACUUUCCAUGAAACUUCUUUGUUCAACCAUCUGCCACAUGCCCAAGACUCUGCGUAAUCUCUGCAUCAACCACUUCCUAGGUUGGCUCUCGUUUGAGGGAAUGUUGCUGUUCUACACAGACUUCAUGGGAGAAGUGGUGUUUCAAGGCAAUCCUAAAGCCCCUCACAACUCUGAUGAAUAUCAAAAAUACAAUGCUGGGGUCACCAUGGGCUGUUGGGGAAUGUGUAUCUAUGCAUUCAGUGCUGCAUUCUAUUCAGCCGCACUAGAAAAGCUGGAGGAAUACUUCAGUAUUCGCACCCUGUAUUUCAUAGCAUACCUUGCUUUUGGACUUGGUACAGGCCUGGCUACACUCUCCAGAAAUAUCUAUGUGGUUUUAUCUCUAUGCAUAACUUACGGUAUUCUGUUUUCAACACUCUGCACACUCCCUUAUUCUCUGUUGUGUGAUUACUAUCAGAGUAAAAAGUUCGCAGGAUCGACUCUGGAUGGUACCAAGAGGGGGAUGGGCGUGGAUAUCUCUCUUCUGAGCUGCCAGUAUUUCCUAGCUCAGCUGCUUGUUUCGAUUGUGAUGGGACCCAUAACUGCAGUGGUGGGCAGCGCUAAUGGGGUGAUGUAUUUUGCCAGCCUCGUGUCUUUCAUUGGCUGUUUGUUUUCCUCCCUGUGUGUCACGUAUGAGACCCCCGCCACCGAGGCGGCAGCCGAGGAGCAGCAGCCGUUGGUGCUGAGCGCAUGAGGGCAGGAUCCGCCGGUGGAGGGGCCGGGCCGGGCCAGACCCACUGCUCGCUACAAUAAAAGGAACUCAGACAAGCAGCGCUUGUCCCUCCUGAUUGCUCAGCAGGUGCCACGUGCCCCGCGGGAGGCUGCCUCAGUCCCCGGGGCACUGCCCUCGGCUGCAGGGCAGGAGCAGCAGGGCGCAGCUGUCGCGAUGGAUUAGCGCCUCCUAUUGGGCCACUGCCCGGAUUACUUGCUGGUAGCCAAUGGACUGCGAGAGUGUUGUGACAUCACCUCUGAUUGGCUCUGAGAUUGCGUGCCUUCCCUCAAAGGGGGCAGGGUGCCGGACUUGACUGACUGUAGUGCUCCGUCUGUCUGCUCCGCCCUCCUGUUGUGCUGGUCAGUAGUGGCUGCCCCUGCCCACAGAGGCCAUAUCCAGGCUUUUCUCACAGUGCUCCGCAGGCACCGGUGUCGAAUGAGUCUGCGGGAGCCUGGAGAGCGGGGCUGAGCUGCCACUGGGUCCCUCCGCCUGCCAGGGGCAUGGGGCACCCUGGGCCGUGGGGCAGGGGUGGGUCUUAAGAAUUCAUGCAAAGUCAUGAACAAAGGCUCGGUGGUGCUCCAGGUAUAUGGAGGAUCGCAACAGAAAACCUGUUAUCUUUUAAAAUAACCAAAUAAUUUGCGUUGAAAAACAUGUUGAGUUACCUAGAAGUUUUUCAACUGGUUUGUGACAUGCUCCAACCAAUCCAGUGUUUGAUUCUCUUAGUGUUCAAACCAACAAGCUUUUCAUUACGGCUGGUGGGGAGUGGGGCUAGGAGCCCACUUGCUCUAAAUACUUGCUGUCCCCUGCUCGUUUGUUCUUUGCAGCCACUAUACAACAGUAGGGUUUCUGGCACAGCCACCAAAGGCAAGCCAGAGAGCUACAUGUGAUCAUUUUUCAUGAGCAGAUGUGCUGAAGAAAAGAGCACAUACCUGUCAUAAUAGAUUUCAAUGUGCAUAGAAGUCUAGCCAAAUAUUCCAAAGGCUUCAGGGAAAAGUAACCUGCUCUUACACAGCAACAAUAGAUUAUUUUUUAUGAUAGAAUCAAAGUCUGUACUCUGCGAUGACAUAGCUGUAAGACCAUCUCAAUGUAUUUACAUUAUUUAAGCCAGUUUUGCUCUACCACCAUUAAGGGUCUUCAGUAAAGAGGGCUGCGCAUUCUGCACUAGCUGUGAUUGAGAGAUGCAGAAACUAGGGGUUUGUUAGUGCAACAUGGUGUAUGUGCAACACUUAACAAGCCCUGUCUGCACUUACUGACGUGUACCAUGAUAUUCUCUAUCAGCACCUGAAAGAGGCAAAAGACUAUCAAUAAAUCCCCUGCUACUCCCAGCAACAGAGCAAGGGGCCACCCCAUUGCAACAAGUCCCUGCAAUACUGCAUGGAAUACACCCUGGAGGGGGCUGGGAUCUUGUGAACAGAGCCUCUUGAGCUGGUGGAGACACCGUACAGUAGCCCCAGGCAGAGCGAAAGCUGGGUCUUGCCCAUGUGAUACUCCCCUCCCUGGGGUAAAGACCUUGCCCUGGCUCCAGGCCUCCCUCCCUGCCCUCAGGAGAAGGUAGUUUAUCAAGGCCAUAUGUCCAUAACUCUAGCUUUAAAACUCUAGAGCACGUGGAAGGUGGAGCCCUGACUUAGUUGACAGAGAUGAGAAUCUGAGAGUUGUAGUUUGAAAACCCCAAGGGAAUCAUGGGAGCUUAGUUGCAAGACCUGCCUCACCUCUUCCACCACCCUCUGCCCCAAAUCAGAAGAGAUGUAGAUUCUUACCCUCUCAUAAGCCUUUGCACACCUCUGCCAUCCCCAUUGUCCAAGGGGAUCCUGGGAACUGAAGUUUA
Messenger RNA from Chelonoidis abingdonii (Abingdon island giant tortoise), 4175 nucleotides. It is a transcript of the gene SLC45A1, whose product is annotated as solute carrier family 45 member 1. NCBI's taxonomy places the organism in Eukaryota, Metazoa, Chordata, Testudines, Testudinidae. Gene Ontology annotation, biological process: transmembrane transport. The record is from RefSeq and is a predicted model, not a curated record. Gene Ontology annotation, molecular function: sucrose:proton symporter activity. Gene Ontology annotation, cellular component: membrane.